Molecule: messenger RNA, 3266 nt
Organism: Felis catus (domestic cat)
Lineage: Eukaryota; Metazoa; Chordata; Mammalia; Carnivora; Felidae
Gene: STIM2
Product: stromal interaction molecule 2
Exons: 13
Coding region: 245-2767 (840 amino acids)
Biological process (GO): activation of store-operated calcium channel activity; intracellular calcium ion homeostasis; store-operated calcium entry
Cellular component (GO): endoplasmic reticulum; plasma membrane
Molecular function (GO): calcium ion binding; protein binding; calcium channel regulator activity
Source: RefSeq, a predicted model, not a curated record
UGCGAGUGUGUGAGGGAGGAGGCGUCGGGGCCGAGCGUGGUACUACGACGGGCGCGGGCCGGAGAGGGCGGGGGGAUGCGCCGCGGCGGCGGUGGCGCGGGCGCUGGGGCUGGUGUUGAGAGGCGCCAGAGCAGCGGAUCCCGGUCUCGCCGCCGCAGGAGCGCGGGUGUCGCGCGCGGCCUGAAGACGCCGUACCUUUCUGCCCCUCACCUUUUUUUUUUUUUUUUUUAAAUAACCGGAACCAAUGAACGCAGCCGGGACCCGAGCUCCGGAGGCCGCCGGUGCCGAGGGGACCAGGCUGGCGCCCGGCAGGAGCUCGCGUCCGAGGCGGCGGGGGCGGCCCGAGGAGUCGCCGGCGGCGGCUGCAGCGCCUGGCGGAGCGGACGAGUGGCCGGCGGCCGUAGCGCCGCUGCGCUUUCCCCCUGCUCCUCCUCCGCGCCCUCAUCCUGCCGCGACGCCCGGCCCGGCCUCGGGCAGGCUGCGGCUGUGGCAUUGGGCUGCGCUACUGGUGCUUGGGCUGCUGGUGGCCGGCGCGGCGGAUGGAUGCGAGCUGGUGUCCAGGCACCUCGGCGGGCGGCGGGCCUCGGGCUCUGCCGCCGCAGCCGCCUCCUCUCCCGCUGCGGCGGCGGGCGACAGUCCGGCGCUCAUGACAGAUCCCUGCCUGUCGCUGAGUCCACCAUGUUUCACAGAAGAUGAUCGAUUCAGCCUGGAAGCUCUUCAGACAAUCCAUAAACAAAUGGAUGAUGACAAAGAUGGUGGCAUUGAAGUAGACGAAAGUGAUGAAUUUAUCAGAGAAGAUAUGAAAUAUAAAGAUGCUACUAAUAAACACAGCCAUCUGCACAGAGAAGAUAAGCAUAUAACUGUUGAGGAUUUAUGGAAACAGUGGAAAACGUCAGAAGUUCAUAAUUGGACCCUUGAAGACACGCUUCAGUGGUUGAUAGAAUUUGUUGAACUACCCCAAUAUGAGAAGAAUUUUAGAGACAAUAAUGUCAAAGGAACAACGCUUCCCAGGAUAGCAGUGCAUGAACCUUCAUUUAUGAGCUCCCAGUUGAAAAUCAGCGAUCGGAGUCACAGACAAAAACUUCAGCUCAAGGCGCUGGAUGUGGUUUUGUUUGGACCUCUAACACGCCCGCCUCAUAACUGGAUGAAGGAUUUUAUUCUCACAGUUUCUAUAGUAAUUGGUGUUGGGGGGUGCUGGUUUGCUUACACACAGAAUAAGACAUCAAAAGAACAUGUCGCAAAAAUGAUGAAAGACUUGGAGAGUUUACAAACCGCAGAGCAAAGUCUCAUGGACUUACAAGAGAGGCUUGAAAAGGCACAGGAAGAAAACAGAAACGUUGCUGUAGAAAAGCAAAAUCUAGAGCGCAAAAUGAUGGAUGAAAUCAAUUACGCAAAGGAAGAGGCCUGUCGGCUGAGAGAGCUAAGGGAAGGCGCCGAGUGUGAGCUGAGUAGAAGGCAGUAUGCAGAGCAGGAACUGGAACAGGUUCGAAUGGCACUGAAAAAGGCUGAAAAAGAAUUUGAACUCAGGAGCAGCUGGUCUGUCCCAGAUGCACUUCAGAAAUGGCUUCAGUUAACACAUGAAGUAGAAGUACAGUACUACAAUAUUAAAAGACAAAAUGCUGAAAUGCAGUUAGCUAUUGCUAAGGAUGAGGUUGCUUCUUCAUAUCUGAUUCAGGCAGAGAAGAUUAAAAAGAAAAGAAGUACAGUCUUUGGGACUCUGCAUGUUGCACACAGCUCCUCCCUAGAUGAGGUAGACCACAAAAUUCUGGAAGCAAAGAAAGCACUCUCCGAGUUGACAACUUGUUUACGAGAACGACUUUUUCGCUGGCAACAGAUUGAGAAGAUCUGUGGCUUUCAGAUAGCCCAUAACUCGGGCCUCCCCAGCUUGACCUCUUCCCUGUAUUCUGAUCACAGCUGGGUGGUGAUGCCCAGAGUCUCCAUUCCACCCUAUCCAAUUGCUGGGGGAGUUGAUGAUUUAGAUGAGGAUACGCCCCCAAUAGUGUCACAGUUUCCUGGGACCAUGGCCAAACCCGCUGGGUCGUUAGCCAGAAGCAGCAGCCUGUGCCGCUCCCGCCGCAGCAUCGUGCCGGCCUCGCCGCAGUGUCCACGCGCACAGCUUCCUCCGCACGCCCCUCACCAGGUCCACGCCCGGCACCCCCAGCACCCUCAGCACCCACAGCACUCCUUGCCUUCCCCGGACCCCGAUAUCCUCUCGGUGUCAAGUUGCCCUGUCCUUUAUCGCAAUGAGGAGGAGGAGGAGGCCAUAUACUUCUCUGCUGAAAAGCAAUGGGAAGUACCAGACACGGCUUCAGAAUGUGACUCCUUAAAUUCUUCCAUUGGAAGGAAACAGUCUCCUCCCUCAAGCCUGGAGAUAUACCAGACAUUGUCUCCUCGCAAGAUAUCGCGGGAUGAGCUCUCUCUAGAGGAUUCAUCCAGAGGAGAGUCCCCGGUAACUGCAGAUACCUCGCGGGGCUCUCCUGAUUGUGUGGGUCUGACAGAAACGAAGAGUAUGAUCUUCAGUCCUGCCAGCAAAGUGUACAAUGGCAUCUUGGAGAAAUCCUGUAGCAUGAACCAGCUCUCUAGUGGCAUCCCGGUGCCCAAACCUCGCCACACAUCCUGUUCCUCCGCUGGCAACGACAGCAAAGCAGUUCAGGAAGCCCCACACGUCGCCAGGAUAAGCAGCAUCCCACACGAUCUGUGUCAUCACGGAGAGAAAAGCAAAAAGCCAUCAAAAAUUAAAAGCCUUUUUAAGAAGAAGUCUAAGUGAACCGGCUGACUUGAUGGAAUUCGUUCAAGGGGCAUCUUUAAACUGUUACCUCCCAUCCUCCACCCCCUCCCUUUUUUUUGUUUUAAUUUUAGGAAUGUAACUCCACUGGGGCUUUCCAGACUGGAUGCCACAGUGGAGUGUCCUAAGGGCAACUGUCUACUGUCUGCUUAUUUAAAUGACUAUAUAAUCAGUUCAUCAAGCCAGUUAUUACUGAGAAAUCAUUAAGAGAUGAGACAGUUUACAGUCAUUUCUGCCUAUUUAUUUCUGCUUUGUUAUUAGUGAUGUAUAUACAACAUUUUGUUGAAAGCCACUAUGGACUUACAAGCUUUAAUGGACUAGUAAGCCAGCAUGGGCUUGCAAAAAGUUCUUGUUUACCACACCAUCUUCUUAUCUUUCCACAGAGCUAUUUACAUCCUGGACUAAAUAACUUAAAGUAAAACUAAUUGCACUACCGUUUUCCAGACUGGAAAAAAAAAAAAAAAAUCUCUGCAAGUGAAAC